Messenger RNA from Doryrhamphus excisus (bluestripe pipefish), 1253 nucleotides. RefSeq names its product histamine N-methyltransferase A-like. Gene Ontology annotation, molecular function: N-methyltransferase activity. The record is from RefSeq and is a predicted model, not a curated record. Lineage: Eukaryota; Metazoa; Chordata; Actinopteri; Syngnathiformes; Syngnathidae.
UCAGGAAAAGAUACAAUAACGGUAAUGCACACCGAAAGCUGCUUGCCAACUGCCAAUAAACAACAGAAGACGAAAAAGACAAGGAAGUAGAAGGCACCCUGACAACUUUCCGUUUGAGCGGGUACAAGAUACCUCAAUCGGAUUGGGGAAAGGAAUAUUCCACCCCCGUGAAUCCGAUUAUAUAUUCAUUCAGAUUGACACUUUUCUUUUGGAAUGAGGUGUAUACAAAGGUUCAAUUCUUUCCGUUUGAGCAAAUAAACCGAAUGCAAUUGGAAUAUUUGGGUCAUUGUAUACGUGGCUGAUGAUUGCGACUGUCUAUGUGACUAUGAGUAAACGUUCCAUCAGCAUUUUGUGGUGAUGAAGACAGAAGCAGUUAACUUAAUCUGCAUCGGAGCAGACAAAAGUAACCUGGCUGUUCUCGGUGUGGGAAGUGGCGGAGGUGAACUGGAUGUCCAGAUGCUGUCUCUCAUGCAGUCCACUUUCUCCACGCUUCCCAUCACUGCUGAUGUGGUGGAAGGAAGCACUGAAAUGCUUGCCAAAUUCAAAGCAUCGGUGAUGAAGUGUGACAACCUUCAGAAGAUUUCAUUCACUUGGCAUAUAAUGCCAAGUGAGGAGUAUAUACAGAAAAUCAAGGGAAAAGGAAACGUGAGGAAAUUUGACUUCAUACACAUGAUUCAGAUGCUGUACUAUGUGGACGACUUGACAGAAACAAUCAAAUUCUACCACAGCCUUCUGAACAAGAAUGGCAGGCUCAUGAUCAUCAUAGAAAGCGCUGAUUCAGGCUGGAGCACCCUGUGGACGACUUUCCCUAAUGAGCUAUGCAGUGAGGUGGUCCCAGUGUAUCGUUCAUCUUCAGACAUCUUGGCCUCCCUGAAGAGUCUGGGUCUGAAAUACGAGGAACGUUUCAUCCACAACACCUGUGACAUUACGGAGUGUUUCGAUCCAAACAGCAAGACGGGACAACGUCUGCUUAGUUUCCUGACAUUUAGAGAGAAUUUCUACCAGUCGUUCACACCACAAAUAAGAGCUGAAAUACUAGACCUUCUCAGGAGCAGGUGUGGCACACAAAAGGAGGGAAAAGUUUAUUUCAACUGCAACCUGAGCUGUAUAUUUGUUCACGCUUGAGCCUUUUCCUCUCUGGUGUAAUGAUUAUCAUUAGUCACCUAAACUUAUGUUGUAUUAUGUUAUAUUUAAUACUUAAAGGGCACCUAUUAUGCUCAUUUUCGACCCAUUAUAUUGAGUUGUGGACUCCU